AUGGGCGAACAAUCUGUCGGAAAGAGCUAUGCUUUGAAUCAUUUCGUGGAUACAUCGUUUGCUGGGUCAGCGAUGCGAACGACCGAAGGUGUGUGGAUGUCUGUGACUCCGACUCACAGUGCUCUCGUUGUAGCUCUCGACUUCAAAGGGGUGCACUCAAUUGAAAGGAGCCCUCAAGAGGACGCAUUGCUGGUGUUGUUCCGUAAUAAUUUUGCUCUCUCCCGAGACAUCGCCGGGCUCUUUACAAGCUUCCAAUCAUCUUCAUCUAUCCUGGAUCCGGCAUCUAAUCCAGGAAUCUUCAACGGAACUCUCUGCAUCAUUAUACGCGAUGUUGUUGAUUCUGAUGCACGAGAAAUUGUCAACAAGUUUGUGACAGGUCAUUCAACCUUCAAACAAAUCAACUUACGACAUGCGUGGCUAUUGACUUCUAGAUUCAGUCUGAAAUUUCAGAAGAUUGUCGAAGAUGAAAAGGAAGAGAAUUUCAUCUCUCGCUUGCACCGUGGCAGAAUCAACAUCGUUCCAUGGCCGGUGAUCAACAGCCCCCGCUUUUACAGUCUGUUUGGGCAACUUAAAAAGCAACUCGAGCAACAGCAUGUAUCCCAUAGUAGCGCAGGUGUCUUCUUACACACUCUUAAGACGUUGAUGGCCAAGCUCAAGGCCAACGAUUGGGGUGCUUUAGACCAUGAGUGCUUAAUAUGGGGAACCAAUUUCGUUUAA
This is a messenger RNA of Heterobasidion irregulare TC 32-1, 717 nucleotides long. RefSeq lists its product as uncharacterized. NCBI's taxonomy places the organism in Eukaryota, Fungi, Basidiomycota, Agaricomycetes, Russulales, Bondarzewiaceae. The record is from RefSeq and is a predicted model, not a curated record. Bases 1 to 717 code for a protein of 238 amino acids. The transcript is spliced from 8 exons.